AUGACCACCCUCCCCUCCAAAGACCGGAUCGAAUCCGGCUCCUUCAACAUCCCCAUCGGCAAAUUCCCAGCAACAGCCACCUCCACUUCCAUCGACCACGAGGCCAUUGCCUCCCAAAUCGUCUCGAGCGUCAACACCGCCCUCUCCAACAAUGACUACAACGCGUUGACCGCGCUGUUCCUCGAAGACGGCUUCUGGCGCGACCACCUCUGCGUGACUUGGGAUCUGCGCACCAUCAAGGGCAGAGAGAACAUUGCCAACUUCCUCAGCGCGAGCGGCCAGUUGACGCACGUUGAGAUUGACCGGUCGUCUGCGUUUCGCUCGCCUGCCGUUGCGCCGAUCGAUGCGUUUGGUGACGUCACUGGCAUACAGUUCUUUAUCAAUGUUACUACGCAGACGGGACGAGGUGACGGCAUUGUAAGGCUGGCGGAGAAGGAUGGAGAGUGGAAGAUUUAUACGUUUUUCACGUCGUUGGUGGAGUUGAAGGGGCAUGAGGAGGGGGUGAGACAUCGUCGGCCAAAGGGGGUGCAGCAUGGAGAGCAGAAGGAUAGGAGGAAUUGGCAGGAGAAGCGCACUGCGGAUGUUAACUAUGAGGGCAAGGACCCGGCUGUUCUUGUUGUUGGUGCUGGACAGGCUGGUCUUACGGCGGCUGCCCGUCUUAAGAUGCUUAAUGUCGACACUCUCAUCAUCGACAAGGAAGAGCAGGUCGGCGACAGCUGGAGGAGGAGAUAUCAGCAGCUGGUUCUGCAUGAUCCUGUCUGGUUCGACCACAUGCCCUAUGUCCCAUUCCCGGCCCACUGGCCCGAGUUUACUCCCAAAGACAAACUGGCCGAGUUCUUCGAAUGCUACGUCAAGCUGCUCGAGCUGAAUGUCUGGACCAAGACCACACUGACCUCGUCGUCUUGGAGCGACGAGAAGAAACAGUGGACUGUCGUGCUUGAGCGCCAGCAGGCAGAUGGAACGGUGGAAACUCGCACCCUCCACCCUCGCCAUGUCAUCCAGGCGACCGGCCACUCCGGCAAGAAGAACCUCCCCGCCAUCAAGGGAAUGAGUGACUUUCAAGGAGACCGGAUCUGCCAUAGCUCCGAGUUCCCUGGUGCCAACCCGGCUUCCAAGGGUAAGAAGGCGGUUGUCGUCGGAUCGUGUAACUCGGGACAUGAUAUCGCCCAGGAUUACCACGAAAAGGGGUACGAGGUUACCAUGGUACAGCGCAGUUCGACCUGUAUCGUUUCGUCUGAUGCUAUCGUCAACAUUGGACUAAAGGGGCUGUACGACGAGGAUGCACCCCCGUCCGCAGACGCUGAUCUUUACCUGUGGAGUAUUCCCUCCGAAAUGUUCAAAGCCCAGCAAUUCAAGGUAGCCACAGCGUGCACCCAGCACGACGCGGCCGUUCUAGAAGGGCUGGAAAAGGCCGGCUUCAAGGUCGACCGGGGUCCCAACGACGCCGGCCUCCUCAUCAAGUACCUCCAACGCGGCGGAGGCUACUACAUCAACGUCGGCGCCAGCCAGCUCAUCAUCGACGGCAAGGUCAAGGUCAAGCAUGGACAGGAGAUCUCGGAGAUCCUCGCCCACGGGAUCCGGUUCGCCGACGGAUCCGAAUUGGAGGCCGACGAGAUCAUCCUUGCGACCGGAUACCAGAACAUGCGAUCCGAGGCACGGACCAUCUUCGGCGAUGAAGUUGCCGAUCGCAUCAACAAUAUCUGGGGAUGGGAUGAAGAGGGCGAGAUGCGGACUAUCUGGCGCCGCAGCGGACACCCUGGAUUCUGGUUCAUGGGCGGUAAUCUGGCGCUGUGUCGGUACUUUUCGCGCAUGCUGGCGUUGCAGAUCAAGGCCGUGGAGGAGGGACUCGCCCAGUGA
Messenger RNA from Aspergillus wentii DTO 134E9, 1857 nucleotides. RefSeq lists its product as uncharacterized. The coding region runs from base 1 to 1857 and encodes 618 amino acids. Lineage: Eukaryota; Fungi; Ascomycota; Eurotiomycetes; Eurotiales; Aspergillaceae. The transcript has 2 exons. Gene Ontology annotation, molecular function: flavin adenine dinucleotide binding; monooxygenase activity. The record is from RefSeq and is a predicted model, not a curated record.